Molecule: messenger RNA, 558 nt
Organism: Dendronephthya gigantea
Lineage: Eukaryota; Metazoa; Cnidaria; Anthozoa; Malacalcyonacea; Nephtheidae
Product: neurexin-4-like
Exons: 2
Coding region: 28-537 (169 amino acids)
Source: RefSeq, a predicted model, not a curated record
GGACUUUUAGUUUCAGUAUUUUGUGACAUGACUUCAAAGAAUGGUGUUGGUGUGACAGAGAUUGGACAUGACAGUGAAUCAAGAACAUUUGUGACUGGAUAUGAUCCCGCGGGGUCGUACAAGAGAAAGAUUAAAUAUGGAGUUUCCAUGGAACAGAUUGUUGCCAUUAUGAAGCAGUCCAAGAAUUGUGAGCAGUUUAUAAAAUAUGAAUGUUACGACAGCGUUUUUAGGUUUAGUUCUACAGGUGAAUAUUUUGGUUGGUGGGUAUCACGUCAAGGUUCAAAGAUGAAUUACUGGGGUGGAGCGGCAGUCGACAGUGGAAAGUGUGCCUGUGGAAUGACCAACAGCUGUGCAGGUGGACACAAAUGUAAUUGUGACGAGAACGAUUGGGCGUGGCGUGAAGACAGUGGAUACCUGACAGACAAGAAUACGCUGCCUGUUACUGAACUGAGAUUUGGAGAUACUGACAGCGUGUUAGGCAAUGGAGAAAAAGAGCGUGGUUAUCAUACAUUGGGAAAAUUACGUUGCUGGGGUUAAGAGAUGGAACAUCAAACCUGA